Molecule: messenger RNA, 1317 nt
Organism: Funneliformis geosporum
Lineage: Eukaryota; Fungi; Glomeromycota; Glomeromycetes; Glomerales; Glomeraceae
Source: the annotation of a GenBank genome assembly
AUGUCUCGGUUAAUCUUUGAAAUUCCCGUCAUAAUUGGAGCCAUUGAAAUCUCUAGGGUAACUUUAUUAGAUCCCUUAGUUAAAGUAUCUUUUCCUUAUUUCAAAACUACCGCCAAAAAUCAUGGUUACACCGACGCAAUCAAGUACGCUUUCGCAGUAACCUUGUAUUAUUUACUUGUGGAAAAUUUUUUACUUUUACCGAUAUUUUUUUUACAAAUCUUUAUUGGAACCAUCAUUGGAACCAUUAUCGGUUGUUUCAUCUUGUGCAAUAUAACACCGCUAUGGGAAAUUUUAAUGACCACUUUCGUGCAAGUCGCAGUUAAAGAUAAUAAAACAUCUUUGGUCGAUCGCACGUCAAAUUUUAACGAAGUUAUCUUGAUUGGAAAGAGUGAAAUGAAUCAUUUCCUUCAACUUGGGAUAAAAUUAUCAAAUGAGAAUCAAUUAUCCAUUCCAAAGAAGAAGGUUCAUCGGUUCAAUCAAAAUGUUCAAAAAAAUUUUCAACAAGAAGUUAUUAUUAUCAUGAACGCUAGCGUUUUGGUAAAAUUGAAUAGAUUACUUUCUAUUCCUUCCCGACCAUUAUCUUCUCGAAAUCAUCGUUCAAAAAAAGUUUUCCCUUCAACAGUACCACUUUGUAAGAGGAGAAGCUUCUUAAUUUGUGAUUCUCAUCAAGAAUUAUCGGAAAAACAAGUUCAAGUCAAUGCAAUUGAAGUUUACGUGGCACCACCUGGUGAUUUAUUCCUCUCGGAAAAAAUCAAUAAGUUAGAUCAAGAACUUAUCGACUUGAAGGAGCAUGAAAAUUUUGCAAGAGAAUUAAUUAAACAAAAAGAACAAAAUGAUUUGAUCGAUGGGGAGUAUAAGAACACCAAAAAAAUCUACCAAGGGUUGAUCAGUAAAAUUGAACAUAUUGAUCAUCAAAAACAUCAGUAUCAAGUUCAAGUUCAAGAAAAUGUCAUUUCAAAGGAUGUGACGAAGAUUUCCAUCCCAGCAUUUACCAUUAAACGAGAAAAUUCAAAAAAGUUUGCUAUAUACGUUAUUAUGGUACAAAGGAUUGACGUUACCACUGGUCAAGUUAAAUCUGGUUGGAUCGUUCCUCGAAGAUACAAUGAAUUUUCCUUGUUAAAGGAUUACUUGAAAAAUCAUCACUCUUCAUUUGUUAAUAAAUUCAAACUUCCUGGAAAGACAUUUCUUAAAACUUUUGAUAAUUCUUUCUUGGAAUCUCGUCGAAUUCAACUUGAAAAUUAUUUGCAGGAUAUUUUGACUAAUGAUGAAAUUUGUGAAGAUAAACGGUUCUUGAAAUUCUUGUCAAAAGAAAACUAA